AUGGACGGAUCCACCGUCAACCGACUCGUCAUCCUGUUCCUCCUCGUACUUGUCCUCGCCACCAGCAACAGCGAGCAUGGACACGCAGGAGCCGUUGAUGCGGGCAACGUCGUCGUCGUCCGGGUCCGGCUAAUCGGCCGCGGCCCGGAUGACAAGACCACCGUCGCCGUGCAGAGACACGACCUCUCCUUCGCCGGCUUCACCGAUGGCAGCGGCCAUUGGCACGCCUUUCCUGGCCUUGAGCAUCUCUUCCCCACGUCCACGACGCUCCCAUUCGGCAGCAGCUACAGCGACCUCAUCGGCGGCCUUGCGAACCUGCCGGGCGUGCCGCUGGGGCGGGAGGCCAUGCUGGAGGCCAUCCGCGUGCUCGCCGCCUACCGCCCCGGGGCCGACGUGCAGCCGGUCAAGCGGGCGCUGGCGGCGAUGAAGGUUGUGAUGUGCGAGGCCCAGCGGGUGAGGCCCAUCAAAGAGACCCUCAACGACGGAUGGGACACCGGUGCCCGCGUCGCCCCCGAGCACCUGCCCUACAUCGAGCACUGGGACACCAUGUCCUAUGAGAUCCUCCGCUCCAACCUUAUGGGCAAGUGGGACGGGCCCUUCACCAAGAUACUGGAGACGGAAGCCAACAUCCGCAGCAAGGAGGAGGCGCUCGCCGUCGUCGGGGUGCUCCGGAGCGUCGACUUUGAGCAAGUGAUUGAGGCUCACGCUUCCCCGAUCUAA
Messenger RNA from Triticum turgidum subsp. durum (durum wheat), 720 nucleotides. The record is from the annotation of a GenBank genome assembly. NCBI's taxonomy places the organism in Eukaryota, Viridiplantae, Streptophyta, Magnoliopsida, Poales, Poaceae.